This is a messenger RNA of Aethalodelphis obliquidens (Pacific white-sided dolphin), 2949 nucleotides long. It is a transcript of the gene IGFN1, whose product is annotated as immunoglobulin like and fibronectin type III domain containing 1. Gene Ontology annotation, molecular function: protein binding. The transcript is spliced from 14 exons. Lineage: Eukaryota; Metazoa; Chordata; Mammalia; Artiodactyla; Delphinidae. The coding region runs from base 1 to 2949 and encodes 982 amino acids. The record is from RefSeq and is a predicted model, not a curated record.
AUGGGGGCAGGAGGUGCUGUGGACCCACUGAGGCCCUGGAGCCCCCUCUUCCUCUCCUGGCCUCAGGAUGGCGAGACGGCCCCCUAUGGCUUUGACAACCAGUCCAAGCACUGCCUGCAGCAUCUGGGGAAGCACUACCAGCUCCAGACCCGAGACCUGCGGCCGGGGGACGCUACCCUUUACCGGGUCAGGGUGCCGGAUGCCGGCGUCUCCCGCACGGAGCUGGAGGCCAGCGCCGUCCUGCCCCAGGUGGUGGUCCCGCUGGCCUGUGCCCACUGCGGGGAGCAGGGCGAUGCGGUCCUCGAGGCCACUCUCUCUGACCCCUGCCCCGGCACCACCUGGCAUCGCCGGCACCGGCCGCUCCAGCUGAGUGACAGAUACGAGGUGUUCGUGUCCAGUGAUGGGCUGACCCACUGGCUUCUGGCAAGAAGGGCCUGUUUCUCAGACGUGGGCCGCUACUCCCUCGGCACCAAGCUCCACGCCUGCGGCGCCUGGCUGGUGGUUGAAGGCCCUACAGGCCACUUCUCCCAGGGCCUGGCUGACUUGGAGGUGCAGCGCGGGGAGGCUGCUGUGCUCUCCUGCACCCUCACCAGCGACCUGGGACCCGGAGCCUGGUUUAAGGAUGGAGUCAAGCUCAGCGCCCAGGACGGAGUCGCCUUCGAGCAAGACGGGCUGGAGCACAGGCUCCUCAUUGCCCGCGCAGAGGGGACCCGGGCUGGGAGGUACAGCUUUGGAGCCGGCGACCAGCAGAGCGAGGCCACGCUGACCAUCCUCGAGCCCCCGGUCAUCGCUCCCGACAUGAUGGCGAAGCUGAGGGAGCCGCUGGUGGUCAAGGCGGGGGAGCCAGUGACCAUGAAGGUCGCCUUCCAGAGCUGCCUCCCGGUCCAGGCCACCUGGAGCAAGGACGGGGUCAAGGUGGCCGGCGGCGACGGCGGAGGGGCCCAGGUGGCAGUGGGGGACAGCUCCACGCGGCUGUACCUCCCCAGCACCAGCAGGAAGGACUGCGGCCAGUACAGCGUGGCUCUGAGCAGCAAGGGCGGCUCCCUGCGGGCCGAGCUCACCCUGCAAGUCCUAGACAAGCCUCAGCCCCCACAGGGCCCCCUGGAGGUGCAGGACGGCCACGGGGCUGGCGUCUGCCUCUCCUGGCGGCCCCCGACGGAUGACGGGGGCCAGGCCCUGCAGCACUAUGUGGUGGAGAGGCGGCAGGCUGGCCUCGGCACUUGGCUGAAGGUGGGCGAGCCCCCUGCGGACAGCACCACCUUCACAGAUGCCGAGGCGGAGCAGGGCAAGAAGUACAGCUUCCGCGUGCGGGCCGUGACCGCGGAGGGGCCUGGGGAGGCCCUGGAGUCCGACGAGGUGCUGGUGGCUCCCGAGGUUCUGCCCGGGCCCCCUCCCCCGCCAGCCAUCCUGUCGGCCUCCAGCCAAAGCAUCACUCUGUCAUGGACGGCACCUCGGGGCCCGGGCAGUGCCCACAUCCUGGGCUACCUGAUCGAGAAGCGCAAGAAGGGAAGGAACACCUGGGUGGCAGUGAACCAGCAGCCGGUACCUGAGAAGAAGUGGACGGUACUGGACCUGAGGCAGGGCUGUCAGUACGAGUUCCGGGUCACAGCCGUGGCCCCCUCUGGCCCCGGAGAGCCUGGGCCCCCAUCGGAUGCCGUCUUUGCUCAGGACCCCAUGAGACCCCCCGGGCCCGUGAGGGAUCUCCAGGUCACGGACACGUUGCACGCCAGCAUCACCCUGAGCUGGGCCCAACCGGACCCCCAGGACGGGGACGAAGCGCUGGGCUACGUGGUAGAGCUGGGCGACUCAGCCAGCCCGCAGUGGAGUCCGUGCCACGCAGGCACCGUGCCGGGCACUACCUACACGAUCAAGGGGCUGCGGCCUCGGGAGGGCUACUUCGUGCGGGUGACAGCCGUGAAUGACGGGGGCCGAGGCCCGCCCACUGCCCUGGACACGGUGGUGCAAGCCAUGCCCGUCAGUGUCUGUCCCAAGUUCCUCAUGGACGCCAGCACGAAGGACUCGCUGACGGUCAGAGCUGGGGACACAGUUCGUGUGCCUGUCCACUUUGAGGCCGCCUCCAUGCCGGACGUGACCUGGCUAAAGGAUGGCUUGCCCUUGCCUAAAAGAAGUGUGACCUCCGUCAAGGAUGGCCUCACCCAGCUCCUGGUCCCCGCGGCCAGCCUCGCUGACAGCGGCCUCUACACUGUGGUGCUGAGGGGUCCGCGGGGGGAGGAGGCCACCUAUAGCUUCCGCCUCAGGGUGGCAGCGCGCCCACGGGCCCCGGGGCCCAUCCUCCUGCGGGAGGGCACGCUGGGCUCAGUGAUCGUCGAGUGGGUGCCGUCCCCGGACGAGGCCGACGGGAGGGCCGCCCCGCUGCACUACACGGUGCUGACGCGCUCCUCCCCGCACGCGCCCUGGCGCCCCGCGGCCGAGCGCCUGCACACCUGCCGCUUCACCCUGGUGGGCGUCCUCCCGGGCCACGAGUACCACUUCCGCGUGGUGGCCAAGAACGAGCUGGGCGCCAGCGAGCCCUCGGACACGCGCCAGCCCUGGGUCGUCCCGCGGCAGCCGCCAGUUUCCACCGCAGACAGGGUCACGGCGAAGGCUCCCAGCUACCAGGAGCCCGACCUGAGACAGAAGCCCCGCUUCCUGGUGGGCCUGCGGACCCACCUGCUGCCCCUGGGUUCUGAGUGCUGCAUGACCUGCGCCGUGCGGGGCUGGCCGCGGCCCCGCGUCACCUGGUUCAAGAACGACCAGAGCCUGGCAGGCGACCCCGCCGUGUACAGCACCGACCUGCUGGGCGUGUGCUCCCUGGUCAUCCCCAGCGUCUCGGCCGAGGACGGUGGCAAGUACAAGGCGGUGGCCGAGAACACACUGGGCCAGGCCAUCAGCACCGCCACCCUCAUCGUCAUGGUGGAUGAGAUCACUGGUGAGCAGCUCUUGGCUUGA